This is a messenger RNA of Mus pahari (shrew mouse), 1287 nucleotides long. It is a transcript of the gene Septin14, whose product is annotated as septin-14. The record is from RefSeq and is a predicted model, not a curated record. The coding region runs from base 1 to 1287 and encodes 428 amino acids. Lineage: Eukaryota; Metazoa; Chordata; Mammalia; Rodentia; Muridae. The transcript has 9 exons. Gene Ontology annotation, biological process: cytoskeleton-dependent cytokinesis. Gene Ontology annotation, cellular component: microtubule cytoskeleton; septin ring; cell division site. Gene Ontology annotation, molecular function: GTP binding; molecular adaptor activity; GTPase activity.
AUGGCAGAAAAACCAACUAACACGUCAUCGAUGAAAACACCUGGCAAUGAAGAUCCAGAGAACAUCCGUUGCUUAUCCACUCUUGGGCAUUUUGGGUUUGAAUGUUUGCCCACUCAGCUGGUGAACAAAUCGAUCCAGAAAGGAUUCUCUUUUAAUAUUCUCUGCGUGGGAGAAACAGGAAUUGGAAAAUCAACCCUGAUCAAUACACUGUUCAAUACAAAUCUGAAGGAGAACAAGUCCUCUCAUUUCUACUCGAAGGUUGGACUGAAGGUGAAGACAUAUGAACUCCUGGAAAGAAAUAUUCCACUGAGAUUGACUGUCGUGAAGACAGUUGGGUAUGGCGAUCAGAUAAACAAGGAAGCCAGCUACCAGCCCGUCGUUGACUACCUAGACGCCCAGUUUGAAGCGUACCUGCAGGAGGAGCUGAAGAUCAAGCGUUCCUUGACUGACUAUCAUGAUUCUCGCAUCCAUGUCUGCCUUUACUUCAUCACCCCUACAGGACAUUCUCUCAAGACCCUGGACCUACUAACAAUGAAGAGCAUUGACAGAAGGGUGAACAUCAUACCCUUGAUUGCCAAGGCUGACUCGCUUUCCAAGAACGACCUACAGAGGUUCAAGAACAACAUAAUGAGCGAGCUGAACAGCAAUGGCAUCCAGAUAUAUCAGUUCCCGGCCGAUGACGAAGCGAGUGCUCAAGUGAACAGCUCGGGGCUGUUACCCUUCGCUGUAGUAGGGAGUAUGGAGGAGGUCAAGGUUGGAAAGAGAAUGGUCAGAGGCCGCCAUUACCCUUGGGGCGUAUUGCAAGUGGAAAAUGAAAACCACUGUGACUUUGUGAAGCUCCGGGAUUUGCUUCUGUGCACGAAUAUGGAAGAUCUGAAAGAUCAAACCCACACUCAGCAUUAUGAAUGUUACCGGAGCAACAGGUUGCAGAAGCUGGGCUUCAGUGACAUGGGCCCAGACAACCGUCCAGUGAGUUUUCAAGAGAUGUAUGAAGCCAAGAGACGAGAGUUCCACGAUCAGUGUCAGAAGGAAGAGGAAGAACUCAAGCAGACGUUCAUGCAGCGCGUCAAGGAGAAGGAGCUGACCUUUAAGGAUGCGGAGAAGGAGCUGCAGGACAAGUUCGAGCACCUGAAGAGAAUCCAGCAAGAGGAGAUCCUGAAGCUGGAGGAAGAGAGGAGAAAACUAGAAGAACAGAUCAUAGAUUUUUAUAAGAUGAAGGCUGCUUCUGAGACAGCACAGGCUCAGGUGUACGCCAACAUAAAGAAGGACAAGGACCGUAAGAAGUAA